AGAUAUUAUAAGUUAGUUAUCGUUUUGCUAUAAGACCUUAACAAAAUUAUCGGUUACACAAAAUAUGUAGAAAAUGUCGUGCACCGUGCCAUGUCUAACGACAUCCCUUUUCCCUUCGACAUUUUUUUUAAAUUAAUCCAUCCAAAAAAAAGAUGUCGAUAAGAUGGAAGGGUUAGUCCUGGUUGAAAUCAAAAGGACAUUGAAUACUUUUGAAGGGUAAUCAAUUGAACCAUAAUCAUAUCGAAAGGACACAGCCAGCAAGAUGACUUUAUCAGACGAACAAGUUAAAUCUGAACUUACCAAGAUGCAAGCUUUCAUUGAGAAAGAAGCCAAAGAAAAGGCUAAGGAAAUCAAAUUAAAGGCUGAUGAAGAAUACGAAAUUGAAAAAGCAUCCAUUGUUAGAAGUGAAACUGCUGCUAUUGAUUCUAAUUAUGAACAAAAAUUAAAGAAAGCAUCUUUAGCUCAACAAAUUACAAAAUCAACCAUUGCUAAUAAAACUAGAUUGAGAAUCUUAUCUACCAAAGAAGAAGUCUUGAAUGAAAUAUUUGAUGAAGUCAAGAAUGAAUUAAAGAAUGUUACUACUGAUAAAUCAAAAUAUUUACCUGUUUUAGUUGGAUUAAUUGAAGAAGGUGUAUUGGCUUUAUUAGAAGAUAAAGUCAGUAUAAGAGUUAGACAAAGUGAUCUUGAAUUAGCUAAAGAAGCUUCCAUUGAAGCUGCUAAGAACUUUGAAUCUAAAUCUAAAUUCGCUGUUGAUAUCGCUAUCGAUGACGAAAACUUUUUAAGUAGUGAUAUUGCCGGUGGUGUUGUUGUUAUUAAUGGUACUGGUAAGAUCGAAGUUGAUAAUACCUUAGAAGAAAGAUUAAAGAUCUUGGCCGAAGAAGCCUUACCAGCUAUUAGAUUAGAAUUAUUUGGUCCUUCUCUUACCAGAAAAUUCUUUGAUUAGUUGGAUAGAAAUACAAUCCACAUUUCCUUCCUUCAUCAUCUAUCCUAUUUAAUCUAUCUAUCUACUCCCAUUUAGACAAAAAUGCAUCUUAUGUUAUUCUUUUUAACCAUUUCCAUUCUUGAAAAGUUCGUUAUACGAGAACGAGCUUCAUAUAAAGCUAUUUUUUAUACAUAUAUGAGUACCCCAAGAAGUUUUCCGUUUUUUUAAUUCUCAUAUUUUUACUAUUAAUUAUAUACAUUUAUUUCAUCAUACCAAUGCUUACUGACUUUUAUUAUUUUAUUUAAAUUUAUCUAUCUAUUUGUAGUGUAUAUGAUUUUGUAAUGUAUAUACACGUUGGCAUAUAUUACUUUAAUUU
Molecule: messenger RNA, 1298 nt
Organism: Scheffersomyces coipomensis
Lineage: Eukaryota; Fungi; Ascomycota; Pichiomycetes; Serinales; Debaryomycetaceae
Gene: VMA4
Product: H(+)-transporting V1 sector ATPase subunit E
Exons: 2
Coding region: 263-943 (226 amino acids)
Biological process (GO): proton transmembrane transport
Cellular component (GO): proton-transporting two-sector ATPase complex, catalytic domain
Molecular function (GO): proton-transporting ATPase activity, rotational mechanism
Source: RefSeq, a predicted model, not a curated record